This is a messenger RNA of Choloepus didactylus (southern two-toed sloth), 1163 nucleotides long. It is a transcript of the gene CXCL13, whose product is annotated as C-X-C motif chemokine ligand 13. NCBI's taxonomy places the organism in Eukaryota, Metazoa, Chordata, Mammalia, Pilosa, Megalonychidae. The coding region runs from base 43 to 372 and encodes 109 amino acids. Gene Ontology annotation, biological process: antimicrobial humoral immune response mediated by antimicrobial peptide; neutrophil chemotaxis; cellular response to lipopolysaccharide. Gene Ontology annotation, cellular component: extracellular region. The record is from RefSeq and is a predicted model, not a curated record. The transcript is spliced from 4 exons. Gene Ontology annotation, molecular function: CXCR chemokine receptor binding; chemokine activity.
CUUGGACUCAGAGCUGAAGUCUGAACUCCACCUCCAAACGGAAUGAGGUCCCCCUCUGCAUCCCUGCUUCUCCUGCUGCUGGUUGCCAGCCUCUCUCCAGUCCAUGGUGUUCUGGAGGCCAAUUACACAAAUUUAAAGUGUAAUUGUCUCCGAAUGAGCACAAUCAUCCCUGUACGCCACAUUACUCGGCUUCAAGUUUUGCCUGCUGGGAACGGUUGCCCAGAAGUGGAAAUCAUAGCCUGGAUGAAGAAUAAGUCAAUCGUAUGUUUGAACCCUCGCGCAAGCUGGUUACAAAAAUUAUUCAACAUGUUACUGAAAGAAACUGGUUCCUCAACUCUACGACCAAUAAAGAUUGAGAGAACUAUUCCCUGAUGCCAAUACUUCCCACUAAGAAUACCGGAAUUCCCACCUAGUCCCUGCUCUGCAUUUUAAUUUUGUGCUUGUUUGAAUCUUUUACAAUAAAAAGAACUUGUCCCAUACAAACAUACCAGAGAAUAUAUGUAAAAAUAACCCUGCAGAAGCUAAUGGGGUAAACUUGAGCUUCUUUUGUAGUCAGUACUCUUAAGUGCUUAGAGAUCACAUUCUCACUUAGCAGGGAGGAAAAGUUUCUUGGAGGGCAUUUAUUUAGUUACAAAUCAUAUAGGUUUCUUUUGAUGAUAUGCCUGUUGUUUAAUGCUAGAUCUUCCUAGAAAAUAAGGGAAUGAGAAUUUAAACCUCAAAACUGAACAUGUGGCUUGAAUUAAGAAGAAAAAGAUUGAAUGCUUUUCAGUCAUUUUGCAUGCUAAGAAAAGCAGGCUUCCAUGAGAGGUUCAGCUGCCUGGGAACCCAUGGAAGUUCAACUUGAUAAGAGGCAGAGGGCUUCAUGUCCUCUGUUUAAAAACUCACUAUUGAGGGGAGUAGAGUCCUUCUUCUACUUUUAAAGAGUUCCCCUGUAUAAGAUUUAUCGUCAUAGGUUAAAACCAGUAACAUUAAGUCAAAGAUAUCCAGACUUAAAUUCAUAGAAUAUGCAGGGAAAGCAUUUAAGGGAUGUUGUUCAUAUGUAUUCAUUUAUAUACUUGCCUUGAUGAACUUUUUAAAUUCACAUCUUUUGCACAAUAUUUUUUUGUCUUUGGUAUAAAAUUCUUUAAUGUAUCCUGUUACCCAAUAAACUUGAUCAAACUUAA